CACGCCGUACUACACACUGAAUGAGCGUUGGCAUUUCGCUCCUGGGUAACGCGUCUCUCCGGGCGAAAAUGGGCAACUCCGGAUGCUGAUCAAGAGAGCCAAGGAGAUCCUGCCAGAGGGGAAUCUCCCGAGCUGGUGGGCGGGAGGCGGGGAGGCAGGAGAGCGUCGGACCACUAGAGGCAGGCAACAGAUAGUUUUCCUCGACGGGGAGGGGCAUGGAAACCCCCCAGGAUCCCUUCAGCCCAGACUGCUCUCGGAAGCGAAAGGCGUCUCUCCUGCCAGGCGUGCUUGGAGCGAGACUGCGAGAGGAAAGGGAGUCCCGGCCAGAAGGCGAAGAGCGGCAGCGCCGGGUGGGCAGCGCGGGAGAGUCAGCAGCAGCUCCAAGAGGCCAGCGCGCCGUCGCCGCAGUCGCGGCUGCCGUCUAGGGCGCAGGCUGCACUCCCGGGCGCUUGGCUGGCGCUUGGCAUGGACUGGGAGCGCCGCGCUGGACUCGGCUGGCCACGGAGGGCUCCGGAGAGACGCCGCGCUUGGGCUGAGGUUCUCACCUCCCUGUUGCCUCUUUCCAUGGGAUUAAAACCAAGGUGGUGAAGCAGCCGCCGGCCGAGUGGAUCGGACCUCUCACCUGCCUCCACACCACCAUCACCCCCCCCCCCAAAAAAGCCCGUCUUCUCUUUCGACCGAGCCAUGUGGGACCUCGCUCUAGAGGUGGGGAUACGGGUCCUGCUCUUCGGCGUCUUCAUUUUUACAGAAUUUUUGGAUCCAUUCCAGAGAGUUAUUCAGCCAGAAGAGAUCUGGCUCUAUAAAAACCCUUUGGUUGAAUCUGACAACAUACCUACACGCCUCAUGUUUGCCAUUUCAUUCCUGACACCUCUGGCUGUCAUUUUUGUGGUGAAAAUCAUUCGACGGACAGACAAGACUGAAAUUAAGGAAGCUUUUUUAGCUGUUUCCUUGGCUCUUGCUUUGAAUGGAGUCUGCACAAACACUAUUAAAUUAAUUGUGGGGAGACCUCGUCCCGAUUUCUUUUACCGCUGCUUUCCAGAUGGAGACAUGAAGUCUAACAUGGACUGCACAGGUGAUCCAGAUGUGGUCUCCGAAGGCAGGAAAAGCUUUCCAAGUAUCCAUUCUUCCUCAAAUAUUGUUCUCCUUUCCCUCCCACAUCUAGAUGCCUUUGUCGGAGGGGUCAUCGGCCUCAUGUUUGCUUACAUUUGCUACAGACAACACUACCCUCCGUUGGGUAACCUGUCUUGUCACAAGCCUUACGUCAGUCUGCUUGCUCAGACCGUGCUGAAGAAAGAAGAGGCACCCACAGUGGAUAAUGCAACCAGCCUGCCUCUGGAAGGGAUAACAGAAGAUGGGUGGCAGAGGCUGGAAGAGAAUGUGUUGCUCAAGGCCACCCAGGAACCUGUGGCUGAGCUAGAACACGGAUCAGGACCAACUCUUACUCGGAUGGACCAUAUCGACUGCAAGGGAUUAAAUAUCUUCUGCUAAGAAGUUAAAGGCAUUCUGAGCUGUGAUUGACACCACACCUUCUUUUCCGAAGGCAUUCAACAUGUAUCAAAAAGGUUUAUUUCUUUUAUGUCUCAUAACUCUGUAUGUGGUUACAAGAGCAUUCUGCGUGUCUCUCGGUUGUCUAACACGUAGCAGUGCAAAUAUCUUUGUGCCGCCCAUCAAGUCUGGCAGCGUUCUUCUGUGCUGACUAUAAUGAAAUGAUGGUUUUAAAUAUACAAAAGAGCAAGAGCUGGAGGAGGCCAAGAUUGCAGGCAUCAGUCAUUCCUGAGCAAGAUGUCCACAGCACAGUUAUGCAAAGACCUUGGAACUCUCAGCUGGCAAUAACGUAUAUUGAUAGGAUCACUUGGACACUCUUAAUAUUAACACAUUAGCGGAACGUUUUUUCCCCUUUCCCUUGAGAGCAUAAUUUACAUUCAAGCUGAAUAACUCAUUGCCAAACAGCAACUUGUAGUCCUUUUUUUAAAGUAACAAAACAAAACAACCUAACACCGAAAAUAUCCUGAAUUGUGAAGGUGAAAAAAACAACACAUUUUUGUGAAUAUGUGAGCUAGAGUCACAUUAGUUUAAUGGGUUUUCCUUCCUUUGUUUAUUUGCUGGGGGUUUUAAUAGUUUGCCAUUCAUGGCAAUCUGUUUUUGGGAAGAUUGACUCUCCCUGUCCCCACCAAUGCUAUAUUAACUUGUGUUAUCUUCUGCAUCUGCAAUUCUGAAUCUAGCACUUUCCCAAGUACCUUGUUUGCAUAGCUGUCAAUGUUUCCCUUUUUUAAAGGGAAAUUCCCUUAUUCCGAAUAGGAUUCCUCACAAGAAAAGGGAAAAGUUGACAGCUAUGCUUGUUUGGGAGGCUGCUGUUAUAUUACUACAAGUGCAUGCAUGGGAGGGUGUGUGUGUGGCAGCACUCAGUGGCAUAUAUGUGAACAAUCGUAAACCUCAUUUCAGAAGUCUGUGGCAAAAAGCGAGGACUCCCAGCCGAGCAUGCUGCUUUGGUGAACUCCAUAGGGACCUUUCACUCGUGUGCAGCCUUUCGCUUAUGCAAGGUUGUUGGCUGUGUUCGAAGUAUGAACUAGCCCACUGUAUUUUGAUAAGUACCUCAGGCUGCACCUCAGAUUCGUGAACCUGCUGUGAUAUUUCACAGGCAUGCACAAGACUGCAUCUACUGACAAAAAGGUUUAUAUCCUGUUCAUUAUUCCAUCAGCCCCUCUUCAGAUUUCAGAUAUCUCAGCAAAAACUCACAAAGUCAUUGGCCACUGUUUGGUGUGGUGAAUAACAAGGGUGACUCAAGGGAGAUUUUUCUUUCUUCGGUCCCUCAUUGCACACUGCGCACCCAGUGUUGGGAGCAAUGCUCACAGCCUCAGGACAUGAAUACAACCACGUGGUCCAGGUUGCUGCCUUGAGCAUCUUUUCCCCAGUCUAGUUAGGGAUGCAUUGGUGAAGGUCUCUGCCACCCUUAUAGAAGCGGAGCAAUUAUGUAGCCUAUCCACAUUCAUUAAUCUUUCCCUCCUUUAUUUCUUCUUCUUCCAUUAAUUCUUUGUGCAAGUGUCAUACUGCAGUGAAAUCAUGUCCCUUUUGAUGGCAGAAAGAAAAACAUGCCGCUGAAAUCUUUAUAAAAGCGUAUUAGGGAAGAAGAUGUUUUAUGUAAUAAUCUGACAAUGGGAUUUUUUGGUUUGAUCAGCUAGCUGGACUAACGGAGGCUGCUUUGAUCAAUGCUACCCAUUAUGGUGCUUUCAACUGGAAGGGAUUGCUACCAUAGCUAUACUUACACCUAAUGUGUGCCUGAUGGACUAUGCAUUGGCCUAGUCUGUAAUUUAACAAGUUCACAUCCCCCUAUAAAAACUGAACAUUUUCUUUGCCAAUUUUUUCCUUUUUUGAGGGGGGUCAGGGGUUACCUGAAGGAAGUGAUUGUUGGUUGACAACUAUGAUUUUGGGGGGCAGAGGUGAGAACAGAUGAACCCCCCUUUUUAAAAUAGAUCCAUUGCACACAGUAAAAUAAAAAAAACCUGAAAUGAGGAUUGUAUAUACUGAAAAUAUACAAUAAAUUUGAAUCACAUUCUUUUAAAAGCCCCAUAGAAAUUAAUAGGAAGAGACAUUUGUGUUCCUGUGUGUGUGUUUUAUGUAAAUAUAUUGGGAUGUAAAAUAUACUGUGGAGAUAUGGAUCUUACACCUCUGUAUGUAUGAGAGAAAAGGAAAUUAUGAAUGGGUGGAAAGUCAGAAUAGUAUCAGGAUUCACUUUUCCUGAAUAUGCAAUGACAUAACUUUUGCCUACCUUAUAGGGUUUGGGAAGUUUUGCAGUAUUUCCCCCAAUGAUCAGAUACUUACAUAUACUCUGAAUCACUUGUCUUUACUGUCUUACUAGUGAAAUUUUCACAAUGGUCCUAGAUCUAUAUUUUUGAGAGAAAAAAAUUCUUACAGAAUGAAUUCUGUUAUAGAGGUGCUCUAAUUUUUUUAUUCAGACAUCUGUCUAUGCAUGAAACAAACUGUUCAAAACCUUAGUAUGUUAUAUGUGCCAACUGUGGUUGGAGGAGGGACUGUGGGAAUGUCCUGAAGAACACCCAAAGCCUUUGUCAUGGGAACCGGCCUUUAAGCAGGAGGCGUUGCUGAAGUUGCCCUGGGCUUAAAAAAGCUUUCCAGGAGGUUUAGCUGCUCCUGUGCCUUCAGGUGUCCUGGGGAGACUAGUAGAUCAGGCACAAGGUUUCUCUCCAAAGGUCUGUUUUCCCCUGCUUCGUUUCCUUUGAGGCUGGCCCCAAUCUGCUAUUGUACUACUCAUACAUGCCCUCCACCAAUGUCACUAUAUUUGGGAUAAAAACUGAAAGUUGCUGCACUGGCACAUCUCGAGUUUCUAAACCAGGUGGAGCUUUGGAGGCUACCAAGUCAAGUUGACUUUAUGGGAAACUUCAGGCCCAGGAGGCAAAUCCAGCAAUCUAGGCCUCUCUGUCUGUGGCCCUUGAGACCCCCUCUAGGCCAUACAUCCCCAAAGCCACAUGCCUCACCAGGCAUGUUCCUUGAGUCUUUUGACUUGGCUGAAAUAUGUAAUUGAACUCUGAUAAUGCGUCUUGAUGGAGGAUCGAGAGAGGUGUGUUAGUGUGAAGAAGCUAGCAUGCUGUAUGAAGGUAAAAUUCAUGCUUGUUGCUCUUACCACUUUUGCCACUGAUAUGUGGCCCCCAGAAAGUUGCCCAGGUCGGUGAAUGUGGCCCUCAAGCUCUGGCUUAAUCCAUGUGUUUUUUUGAAAAAACUUCUCAUGAUGGCCCAGUUUACAGGAACAAACUGAACAUGGUGUCCAUUUCAAAAGCAAGAACGCAACCUCUUGUAGCAAGCCAUUUGUGCACCACAAUUCACUAUGCAGAGCAUUUGACUUCCACCGUACCAUUCCAAGCUCUUUUCUGUGGCUUGCAGUGUCAAUAGGAAAAAUUGGCCUGGUCACUAUGUAGAGCAGCUUCACUCUGCUGAUUUGAAUGUAGCCACUGUUCCAGUAUGCAUUUGGAUCUUGGCUUGAUUCACAUAAUGAUGUUAAGGUAUCAUCAAUCAUUCUUAAUUUUCCUCAUAAAUGUUCCCUCUUCCAUGACAAAGCUGCCUUCCUAGUUUCCUCUCACAACAAGACUGAAUGUUUCUAAGUGAUGCAUUAAAUGCAUUUCGUUCUGCCUAAUUCUUAAAAAUGAAUGAAAUACAUGGGCUCUCCUCCAGAAUGCUGUAUGAACUCACCAUGUCUUGGAAGAAGACAUCCCUUCCUCCUCCAGCCAUUUCCACCCAUUUCCUUAAGAUAUAAUUAGAAGACUUGCCAACCAUUAAAUGAAUCCCGGCUAACCAGAUUAUAGAAUGUGGCAUUCAGUGCCACAAAAAUAUAUCUAUACUGCUAGAUAAAUAGUUGGGAGAGACUUUGCAAUGCGGCAAAAGAAUGAAGUGUAUUUAAUGGAGGUAAUUACAAUGAGGGCCAUAAAAGAAUCCAUGUAAAAGCUUUUGAUUUUAAUGUAAUUAAAAUUUACUGAGGAUGUAAUGAUGUAAACCUUACGGAAAUAUCCAGAAGAGCUGCAGUUACUAGUGCAAGUUGGUGAGGAAAAGGCAUUUUUGUGGAUCAGUGUCUUUUUAAUUUUGUGCUUUUAAUGUGAAGGAAAUGUAAAUGCUGUAAUGCACCAAUAAAAAUGAACUUGA
Podarcis muralis (Common wall lizard) is the source of this 5646-nucleotide messenger RNA. Lineage: Eukaryota; Metazoa; Chordata; Lepidosauria; Squamata; Lacertidae. The record is from RefSeq and is a predicted model, not a curated record.